GCGACAAGACGCGCUGCAUACCGACAAGAGAUAGAGGAGAGGAGGCUAAUUACGGGACGAAUUGUCUACUACAGAACGCACGUAUUGUAUCCAUUAGUUUGCAAUGUUCUGUCGAAUAUUUGGCAGAAAACAGUUGAGUAUUUACCUUCGUGUCUAGGUGCGUAUUUGAGCACAUUUGCUCUCCAAACCAUUGAAAACAACAUCAAUUCAGUGCCUGGAAUAUUUGAGAUUUUUGCACCAGGAUUUUGUCAUUUGGUAUUCCCUCUACGUCUACGAAAACAUCAACAAUCCCUUCUUUGGCUAAGGGGAAUCAUCAACGAGAAAAGUCAAGGGGAUAGACUCAUGUUUUUGUUCAGUCACAUGUAAAAGCAGUUGGUUAUUACUGUUGGACAUAAAUAAAACACACCAGGUAGAUCUUUUUACAUUUUUCCUGCAAAGGCUCCACACAAGGGGACUACGGCGGUAUUCUACUACGAAAACAACAACUAAUAAUCCAUCGAAACAUCAAAACAUGAGCUGCCCAGUCUUACGAAACGUGUUCGCUGGUUUGCUCCUCGCGUUGCUGUCGAAAGGGCCAAGUGUGCACGGAGCUGAAUUCGGCCACCUGCCCGACAACAUUACAGUGCUGGAAGGAGAGAGCAUCAUUCUGAGGUGUAAAAUCGACGAGGAGGUGACCCACAAGGCGUGGUUGAACCGCUCAAACAUCCUGUUUGCGGGGACAGACAAGUGGUCGCUGGACAGACGGGUGUCGCUGGUCAACAGUAACACCAGUGACUUCUCCAUCCAGAUAGAGAGGGUGGAGGUGGCUGACGAGGGGCUGUACACCUGCAGCUUCCAGGCCAGCAACAAGCCCCGCAUAGCCCACGUCUUCCUCAUCGUCCAAGUGCCAGCCAGAAUAGUCAACAUCUCCCAAGAUGUGUCAGUGAACGAGGGGAGCAACGUAUACCUCUUCUGUCUGGCGGUGGGACGACCUGAACCCAUUGUCACCUGGAAGGAGAACAAAUAUGGUCUAAUGAGUGAGGGGGAGUUCCUGGACAUAACAGAGAUCAAGCGGCAUCAGGCGGAGGAGUUUGAGUGCAUCACCAACAAUGGAGUGACGCAGCCCGACAUACGCAAAGUCAAGGUCACUGUCAACUACCCUCCCAUGAUCACAGACGUGAAGAACAUGCCAGCCCAGCUGGGAAAGACGGCCAUUUUGCGCUGUGAGGCCAUGGCAGUACCCACGGCCUCCUUUGAGUGGUACAGAGAUGACCGGAGGCCGGUGGAGAACGACAAUACUCUGAGGAUCAAGAACGAGAAGACGCGCUCACUGCUGCUCUUCACCAACGUGACGGACAAACACUUUGGCAACUACACCUGUUUUGCCUCCAACAGGCUGGGAGCCUCCAACGCCAGCAUGCUGCUCUUCCGGCCGGGAGCAGUGUACGGGCGAGGCGUGGCCGUCAACGUGGGGGUGAGUGCGGGCGUCGGCUUCUGGCUUUGCCUCUCUGUCUCUCUCCUGAUGAAGGUCUAAGAGCUUUUCCUGGAAGUCCCGUCCAGCCUGCGGAAGGAAGAAGGAAUUUCUUUAAUUACGAACCCAUCACUGUGAAACAAAAAUGAUAUGCAUUCUUCCAGGAGCCAUUGACGCAUCGCAUCUCACACCCACACCAACUCCCCCCUAUUCCUCACCCCACUACCUCCCCCCUUGCUACCUAUAUUGCCACUAUCACCAUUAUUGCCACUAUCACCACUUCAUGCUGUUUCCAAUGAGGGUCACAUUGGUGAUGUCUAUGAUGUCUGUGUUUAUUAAGAAUGAUAAUUGUGAUGAUGAUGAUGAUGAUGAUGAAAACAGCUAUUUAACACCAGAAUAAUACUAUUAUAAAUCUAAAUGAUGACUGAUCGAUACUACUGUUGGUCUCAUAGACAUUUGAAAACUAGGAGUAACAACACUCCUAUUUAUGGUUGGAACUACUCUAUAAUAACAAUGAUUAGUUAUUAUGAUGCGGGUCACGUGACCUUGUUGAAAGCUGUCCAUUGGCCCGUUGGCCCUGUGACAUUUGACCCUAUGAUCACACAAGUACCCUUUUAUUUUGUUUUUAACCGUGUGGCAGUGUAUAGGACGCGGCUGCUACGAUUGAUGUCAAAACACACAUGAAGGGUGGGCGGUGGGGGGUUCUAUAUAGUCUUUGCCCUUCUAGUGCAUCCUUUUGGGAUCGCAACCAAGACGAAGCAUGUGAGAAGCACCCCCCCCCUCAUCGUUAAGGUGGUUUGUGCUCUGUCUUGUGUGUAAAUAUAAUGCAGUACAGAAGCCAUGCCGUUACUAGAGGCAGUCUAUCCACAUCCAACCCUCCCAUUGGCAGUGGCUAAUGUGGAUCCUAAUAAAAUAUCCUCAUAAAAAUAUCCAGCAAAAUGACGUUACCCAUCAGCCUCUAUUACAGUUUUCAUAACCAGAAAGGGACUGUAGAAAUAACAAUCGUGUCUCCUGCUUUGAAGGCGUUGACCAGUCAUCCUCCUUCCUUGUCGCUUGUUGAUAGCAUGUACCGGUUAGAGAUGUUCCUGUCGUGAAACCUCCCUCCCACUCCCCCUCCUCCCCUGCACUGUGUCCGUUUUACUCUGCAAGGUUAAACUGCUAUAACUUUUUUUUGGUGUUGAUAAUAAUACUGAUGAUGUUAAUAAGUAUUUAAAUAAAUAUGAAAAGUAAUUCCCAUGUGAGAAAAAAAAAGAACACAUACUACUCCAGAGCUCAUGACGAGCCGUGUGUGCUAAAACAUAUUUUGUACUUAAUCCCUCGGAGAAAUCGACACACGUUGAACUGAACGACGACGACAAAAGACGAAGUUGUCAGGUUUUCAAGUUGUGCUCUUUUUGACAAGGAUUUUAAAAACACAAUGGAAGUUGAUCCCGAGGGAGUCUUUUCAUCCAGAAGAGUCCACAGUCAAUGAAACGUAAUAUCGUUUGUCAACGUGUCUGUAUUAAAACCUUUGUUUUCAUGCUGUUAACUGUGUAACACAUGUUACACACAUUACAUAUAUUCAACCAGCUUCCAUAGCGUGUCACUCUCCAGACAGACCAGCUCCAUGGAUAAAUGACUUAAAGCGAUGUAUGUAAAGCAGCGUCCCUGUAAGUCAGUCAGCCCCUGUAUGGCAGGACAGGCACACCGGGAGAUAAAGAUGUAAUUAGCCAUUACCUAUGGCUGGAUAAGCGACAGGGCCUACACUCUCCACUUCCCCCGGUGUCCUUCCCGCCAGCCAUGGACAGGCCCCAUAAAUCACGUUCAAUCCUGGCCCUGACAGCAUCCUCCUCAAGGACACCCUCGUCCCUGUAAAGCAGACACGGCGCGUCCUCACAAACCACCACACCUGGGCCCUGAUUGAACCCCCCCAGGGUUCAAUUAUCCAGCCACUUUACCUGCACAGAUCAACCACUGAGACGUGUGCUAUGAGGCUCGAUGACACCCCGACUACCCAUCCGCUGUCUCUCUGUCAUGUCCUGCUGUGUCUAUGUCUAUAUGCAAACUUCCCCAAAGUGAGCAAACCUGAAUGGAGAGGUUAGCUCACACUAGCAACUAGCUGACUACCCACAAUUCCUGUGACCAUACAGGAAUAUGCAGCAUCCGUAUUCAGUAUUCUGCGAAUAGCUGUCAUCUUUUUUUGUUUGAUUUCAUUUUAACCAACCUGCUAACUAAGAUAUAGGAGAGGCAUCCAAUCGGGUUAAUCUGUGCUAUGAUAUUUAAGGGCGCCCCUAACAAUAUAUUCAAGAAUGGAACUGUUUUAGUAAUACUAUUGUAUGAAAGCGUGCUAAUAUAUGAUGAGAUGUGAAGCCCUAGCCAGAGUGAAUGUCCCCUUUAGCAGGAGGCUAGUCAAUGAAAACCUGUUUGUCUCACUGAAUAUAGUGUGAGACGUCUUCUGUUGAUGCCCGUUGCUCUAUGCAAUGUAGUCAGUCACUGGUAUGUCUGAAGGGCAACACACAGACCCACUCGUGUUCGUCUUGUUUCGCUCAGACUCACAGGACAUUGAUUGGUAUCGAUUUUCAAGCACAAGAGCAGGUUGUUUUGGUCAGUGAUUCUGUUUUUCCUUCUUUGUCGUUUUCUCUCACUCACGCUGUCUUUCUGUCUGUCUUCUCACUUUCACAUAUUCUGUCUCAUGUCAGCACCCAGCUCAAUUUUAUCAGUGGAAUGAACUUCUGUAUGUACAUACUCUGUCCUUGAAGAAAAAACUAAAAGAAAAUAACAAAAAAAAAAAAAAACAUACUGUCAUGUUUCUCAAUGUGGGUUUGAAAAAAAGCAUGUAAAUGUUCGUUUUGGGGGGACUUUGAACAACAACAAAAAAAAGCUGUAUCUUGUGUUUGGGCUUUAGGCUGGGGGAAAGGCUGGGAGAUGUGCUUUUAAGCUCAUGCAAUGGAGGGCGAUAUGUAUGGUGGGCAUUUGUAAUAACCCCAAAUGAGUUUGAGUGUCUCCGUGCGUUAAAUGUGAAAGUUAAUCAGACUCUGUGUGGUGCAGAGGACUGGAAAUGGGAAAAGGAAGGAUGCAGCAAAUGCACCUCCUUGAUGGACAGUGGGAAGAAGCCCAGACUGGUGGGGACAAAGCUCUGAGGCAGAGGGAGAUGGGAUGACUCUGACCAGACAGUGAACUCUCCAUGGGAGAGAACGAGAAAAGACAGUGAAGACACUUGAUAGGAUAGCAGCUCAGAUAGCAUUCCUAAAAUGACCGCUGCGUCGUCCCUCCUGAUCUGCUAGCCUAUCAAGCGAGCGCUUUACACUUUAAUGAGACGGUGUGGUGUCAUGUAGCUUGACCUGUAAUUACAGCAGAGAGACAUACUGUGUGAUUCCAAUGGUCGUAAGUGGUGCAUUCACAUGUGGUGGGGGGGGGGGAAUGCUAAUUCUACGGGCACCACUCGAGCAUUGCUAAGCAGCACUUUUUGGCUUAUGUUGAUGUACAUAAUAUAAACGAACUUGCUUCAUUUAUAUAUUAGAUUAUUUAAAUGUUUUGAAGAAAAUUAUAACCAUAUUUGGGUGGUGUGUUUUUAUUUAUUUAUGAGUGACAAGUCUAGUAGUAUAUGAAAAUACAGUGGUAGAGUAGCAGUAGAAGCUAGAUAACUAUACACCCAGUCACCGUUUGAAUGUACUCAUUUUUGUGUUAGAUCCUAAAUCACUAUAACCACUAUAUUCCCACAUCGAACACUUCCUCAACACACUUUCAGUUCCAAAUGCAAUGGUUAAUCGAUACAUUGGACUGGAUCGCAUGAAAUAGAGCAAUUUCUCCCCAGGGUCACUUUACAAAGGCCCAAAGACAGAAUUGUCAAGUGUCUAUAGCAAGGCCUUAGAAUAAAGAGCAUAAUUUAUCAUGCCUUGAUACAAGACACCCCUAAUUGCACAUUGAUUUUCUCCCCAUCUCCGAAACGAUUUGGCCGAGCUAUAUUGUCAACUAAGGUAACUAUGUGUUUAGAGAACAUACAAUGAAGAAUGAGUCA
This is a messenger RNA of Oncorhynchus gorbuscha (pink salmon), 5447 nucleotides long. RefSeq names its product igLON family member 5-like. The record is from RefSeq and is a predicted model, not a curated record. Bases 512 to 1513 code for a protein of 333 amino acids. The transcript is spliced from 8 exons. NCBI's taxonomy places the organism in Eukaryota, Metazoa, Chordata, Actinopteri, Salmoniformes, Salmonidae. Gene Ontology annotation, cellular component: neuron projection.